AUGCAAGGCGAAACUUAUCGAGUCUUCUGUGUGGGAACCGUCGAUACAAAGCUUGAUGAGCUGCGAUUCCUCGCGGGAUCAGUGCGAUCAAACAUCGGCGCCUUCUCCAGCAACUCAUCCUACAAGGUCGAGGUUGCGAUUGUGGAUGUUUCGGCGAGUACUGAUCAUCACAAGGAGACGGAGAAUGUCGAGGGGUUUGGAUUUGUAACAAGAGAAGAAGUUCUAUCAUGCUCACCCGAGAAUAAAAAGCUUCCCGAUGAUAGGGGCGAAGCAGUUGGUGUCAUGAGUAAAUGUCUUGAGAAUUUUCUCAGGCAAGCAUUUGAGGAUAAUUCUCUUGCUGGGGCAAUAGGGCUUGGCGGAAGCGGAGGAACAUCGCUCAUAUCAUCUGCCUUCAGGUCUCUCCCGAUUGGGAUUCCAAAGGUCAUUGUGUCGACUGUGGCCAGUGGCCAAACCGAACCUUAUGUUGGGACAUCAGAUUUGGUUUUGAUUCCUUCCGUAGUAGAUGUCGCUGGUAUCAACAGUGUGAGUAGGGCGGUGUUUUCAAAUGCCGGGGCUUCUUUCGCCGGUAUGGUUGUCGGGAGGCUUGACACGUUUAGAAACUCCCCGAGUGAGAGCGGGAAAUGCACUGUGGGUAUAACUAUGUUUGGGGUCACAACUCCCUGUGUAACUGCGGUUCAAGAUCUAUUAACACGACAAGGUUACGAGACACUUGUGUUUCAUGCCACGGGUGUCGGUGGCAGGGCAAUGGAGUCUUUGGUUAAACAAGGGUUUAUACAGGGAGUGAUGGAUAUUACAACAACCGAGGUUGCAGACCAUGUAGUUGGAGGGGUGAUGGCAUGCGAUAGUUCCCGUUUCGAUAUUAUCAUAGAAAAAGGAAUACCGUUGGUUUUGAGUGUAGGGGCCUUAGACAUGGUGAACUUUGGCAGCAAAGAUACAAUACCUUCUCAUUUCCAAACAAGAAACAUUCAUGUUCACAAUGAACAGGUUUCUCUCAUCCGAACUACAGCACAAGAGAAUAGAAUAUUUGCAAGGUUUAUUGCAGAUAAACUGAACAAGUCAACAUCAAAAGUGAGGGUUUGCCUUCCAGAGAAAGGUGUCUCAGCACUGGAUGCUCCGGGAAAGCCUUUCUAUGAUCCAGAAGCCAGUGGCGCUCUCAUAAAUGAACUGCAGAGGCUUAUUCAAGCAAGUGAAGACAGACAGGUCAAUAUAUAUUCUCACCACAUCAAUGACCCUGAGUUUGCAGAGGCAUUGGUUGCUUCAUUUCUCGACAUCUGUCCGAAAACCGACGCGCAUAUCAAACCCUCUGAAACGGCUGCAACAAAACCUAGCACUGGAGAGCCUAACGAUGCGCACCUGUCUGAGAUGAAACCGAGGCCUGAAAGGAUUCCAUACAGUCCCAAAGAUUUCCCCAAUGCAAAACCAGAGACCCUCGAACGAACUCAGACCAUUUUGGGACGGCUAAGAGAUCAAAUAGAGAAGGGAAUUCCAAUAAUCGGGGGAGGUGCUGGCACGGGAAUAUCUGCAAAGUUCGAGGAAGCUGGUGGGAUUGAUUUGAUAGUGAUAUACAACUCUGGACGUUUCCGGAUGGCUGGAAGAGGAUCCUUAGCAGGCUUGCUUCCAUUUGCUGAUGCCAAUGCCGUCGUGCUUGAAAUGGCAAAUGAAGUUUUACCCGUAGUGAAGGCGGUGCCUGUUCUUGCUGGGGUAUGCGCAACUGAUCCAUUUCGACGUAUGGACUAUUUUCUGAAGCAGUUGGAGUCCAUUGGGUUCGUUGGUGUCCAGAACUUUCCAACCGUAGGUCUCUUUGAUGGUAAUUUUAGACAAAAUCUCGAGGAGACGGGAAUGGGAUAUGGCUUGGAAGUUGAAAUGAUCUCAGAAGCGCAUAAAAUGGGGCUGUUGACCACUCCGUAUGCUUUCAACCCCAAGGAAGGAGAAGAAAUGGCGAAAGCAGGAGCUGAUAUAAUAGUAGCACACAUGGGUCUAACCACAUCCGGAAACAUUGGGGCGAAAACCGCAGUGUCAAUGGAAGAAAGCGUUGUUCGUGUACAAGCUAUUGCAGACGCUGCUCGUAGAUUCAACCCUGACAUCAUUGUGCUCUGCCACGGAGGUCCUAUAUCGGGACCAGAAGAGGCAGAGUUUGUGCUGAAGAGAACAGAGGGUUGUGUGCAUGGCUUCUAUGGAGCAUCAAGUAUGGAAAGGCUACCUGUAGAGCAAGCUAUAACAAGCACUGUUCAGAAGUACAAGUCCAUAGCAUUCAAGUGA
Messenger RNA from Thlaspi arvense, 2259 nucleotides. NCBI's taxonomy places the organism in Eukaryota, Viridiplantae, Streptophyta, Magnoliopsida, Brassicales, Brassicaceae. The record is from the annotation of a GenBank genome assembly.